AUGACCUUUGAAACAUCCCUUUAUCCGUCUCCCACGUCAUUAUCCUCGGAUCCGACUUCCGUUUCCUCCUCAGCUUCUUUCGCCGACCACAAUGGCUGGCAGGAAGGUCCUCCACUUCCCUUCAGAUCCCAUCACGACGGCUCACCUACCUCGAUUGUCAUAAAUAUCAGUGAUGGCGGCGCAACAGGCCGUGGCAUCCUUAUCGGGUUGUUAUCUGCGUUUGGUUCCGCCGGCGUUGCAGUACUUGUUCUUGCCAUCUUCUUUUUCUUCAAAUAUACCUCUCGAGGCCGCAUUCUGUUAGACCGUAUAGGCCGGCCCGGUGAGUUCGACGAUGAGCAAGCCUUUGCGCAGGAAGAGGCCGAAGCCUUGGAGACAAUGGAUGAGUUGCAAAGGACGGAGUAUUUGAGGGCCAAAGCAUUUGUACAAGCGAAUCCCCCAGAAUCCGUUCAAACUGAUAUAUCGCUGUCGCAGUUCCUGGCGAUCCAGGAAAAAGGUGUCUCUGCGUGGGAGUUCGAGCCAGAACUAGAAAUCGCCAACUGCUUUGUCGAAGCGAGAACCGAAAUCGAGUUUUUCGAUUCAGAAUGCAGCGUACAGAGCAAUCUUCCGGUGCCAAAGCAGAACGAAGUGUACUACUGGGAGGCCAAGAUCUACGACAAGCCCGAGAAUAGCCUGAUCAGCAUUGGAAUGACCACGAAACCAUACCCCUUGUUUCGAUUACCGGGUUUUCAUAAAACAUCGGUUGCUUAUCUUUCCACGGGUCAUCGACGCUACAAUCAGCCGUUUUCCGCGAGCACGUAUGGUCCCCCUUAUGUGCAAGGAGAUGUGAUCGGGGUAGGAUACCGACCUCGAACCGGAAGCAUAUUUUUCACACGCAACGGGAAGAAACUGGAUGAGAUCGCGCACAAUCUCAAGACCCAGAACUUCUUCCCAACUGUAGGCGCAAAUGGACCCUGCCACGUUCAUGUGAAUUUUGGCCAGAUGGGGUUUGUGUUUAUCGAGGCAAAUGUCAAAAAAUGGGGGUUAGCACCAAUGACGGGAAGUCUUGCACCACCUCCUCCUUAUGGUAGCGAGCAAGGUAGCAUCCUGCUUGAGACGGGAAGAGAAGGAACGCGGCAGUCGACAUAUGAACCCGGACACUCGAGGACACGGAGUGGUUUGGCAAGGCUCGGCCUCCCAGCUGGUAACCCUGGGCCCGUCCGGUCAGCCACGGAUAUAUCAUUGGCGCAACUGGCGCAUAUAUCAUCACAGGAUCUGCCGAGCCAGGGCAACGCACUUCUGGACAUGGGAGAUAUCCAGAACCAGCCUGUGGAGAAUACACCUGCUGGACAACAGAUCAUCCCACCUCCCGAGUACAGCAGUCCCCCGGGGAGUCGAAGGACGAGCGGUGACGGCGAUGAAGAUGAACGGCAGGAGUUGUUGCGUGAUCGGACAGGAGGACCACCUAUUCCCACCUACGAUGCUGCUGUGGGCGAGGCGGCAGGACCCAGCCAUACAUGA
Cladophialophora psammophila CBS 110553 is the source of this 1497-nucleotide messenger RNA. Its product is annotated as protein ssh4. The record is from RefSeq and is a predicted model, not a curated record. Lineage: Eukaryota; Fungi; Ascomycota; Eurotiomycetes; Chaetothyriales; Herpotrichiellaceae. The transcript is spliced from 3 exons. Gene Ontology annotation, molecular function: protein binding. The coding region runs from base 1 to 1497 and encodes 498 amino acids.